Arabidopsis arenosa is the source of this 2184-nucleotide messenger RNA. Lineage: Eukaryota; Viridiplantae; Streptophyta; Magnoliopsida; Brassicales; Brassicaceae. The record is from the annotation of a GenBank genome assembly.
GUUUUAAUAAGAGUUUAUUGCCGGCGAGAGUGAACUGUCGUCGUUGUAAAAUGGCUACCGGAAACUUAGCUUCUCGUCUUCAUCUCUUGAUCGAUCGCUGUGUUCGCCAAUACCCUGAAAGAGAUGUAACUUCGCCGACGAAGGAAACGGAGAAAGAUCUGCUUCUUUCUCUAUCUCAGGUGUUGAGAGAAAUUCAAUCUGGAGAGGAGACUGUUGUUGAUCAUGAUGAGACUGCUGAUGCUUUAUAUGGUCCAGAAUCUAAAGAGUAUAUAUGCUUAGAAAGACUUGUGGCUGAUCUUGUUGGUUUGUUGGGUAUGAAGAAUGUGCAUAUUAAACAUUUGGCUGGCAACAUUCUUGUGGAAGUAUCCGAGUCUCUGGUAGAAUCUGAAAGUCAAUGGGAUGAGUUCAUUCGUUUGCUUUGUGAAUGUUUGCGCUUAGCAGUUAUCUACAGUUGCCCAAUUCCUGCUGUAUCUUCUGAAACUGGAUUUGGAAGUCAGGAUCAACCUUUCUUAGGGUCUGAUGCUCUUAAAUGUAAGCUGGAAAAGGCUAACUGGUCCACCGUGUCUGAUAUCUUUCGAAUUCUUCGUAAUAUAUUGAAGCGCUUGAGCCAAGAAGAAAAUGAGGAACUUCUUGAUUUAUACUUGGAAUCUGUGAACUCUACACUUGCAAAAGUUCCUUGGUCCCGAGUGGACACUGUGUUCUCUCAUCAGCAUGGUAGUGGUGAAAGAAAUUCCCAAGGUCAGAGUGGAACUCUCGGAAGCACUGCAAACUGUGAGGAAGCAACUGUAUUUCUUGGGAACUUUGUCCAGUUUCUCUGUUCCAUGGUUCAGCAUGUUCAUGUUGUAGAAGAUUCUGAUGAUUCUGAACCUUCACAUUUGAUACUCCAAAAAACCAUCGAGUUUGUUCCGGAUCUCCUUCGUUGGUGCCAACCAAAGUUAGAAAGUCAAAGUGGCUCUUGCAUGUCAAGAUACCUAGGUCACAAGUUACUGGUGUUGAUGAUCAGGCUUACUGAUAAGUCCAAUAUAAAAUGUACCAUUCUUCUUUCAUGGCUGCAAUAUUUGCAACGAGAUUCUCAAGGCUUUCUUCAACACACCCUAACAAAGUUUAAACCCGUUGAAGAUAAUUGUUUGGAGGGAUCACCAUUUUUUGUGAGUUUGUCUGAUAAGGAGGUCAAUGAGACGCAUUCUAAUCAUUUGCAUAGACUUUCUGUGUUCCUGUUCCUACGGUGCUCCUUCACUUUGCUUUAUUCAAGUAGACAUACCGAGAAGCAGUGUGAGUUUGAUUGUAGAAAGAAAGUGAUGGCAGAGAUGUUUAAAUGGAUUGAACGACAGAUUCCAGGCAAUACAUUUUCUGAUCACAGAAUAUAUAGCAAGAAGAGUGUUGAAUUUUCUGCAUCCUUCGUUCGGCUGUUCAUGCAUGAGGAUGAUCUAUUAUUUAAAGUCCUCCUGCAAUUGCUGUCUGUACCAUUGCAUAGACAGGAACUGCUUAGCGUGGAAGGGGGUUCACUUGAAGAUGAGGAACAAACCACUCUCUUCCGUCUAUCAUCCUUGUUCAAUCCUGUAACUCUAUUCUGUAUAUUUCUUUCAGAGCUGCAUUAUGAUCAUCAAGUACUUCUUGAUUACCUUAUCUCUAAAGAUAUCGGGGCUAGCUGCGCAGAGUACCUACUGAGAUGCUUGCGCGCAGUCUGUGAUUCAUGGACUCUAUUUGUGAAAUUCCCAUUUGAAGGGAGUAUAAAUGCUUCAUCUCCGAAGAGAAGAAAAGUUUUGCCUGAGACUUCUGAGGUUGAACAAAACUGGAGAUUACAUCCCCAGGCUUUUGAAGACGCAAAAGAUUGUCUGCUUUCGUUACAAAAUUCAGUUGUUAAGCUACAUCAGAAGAAACUGUUUCCAUACAACCCAGAGGCUCUUCUACGACGAUUGGCAAGGUUUCAAGAGCUCUGUCUAUCCCAUGAGUAAUUUAUCUCUGGUCAAAGGUAAAUCAGUUGUAUAUAUGGAUUCAAAGAACUGCUAUAUGAAAAUUGGCAUAUGCUUCAUUAUGAUUUGGCAACAGGUUCUGUUAUUCUUUAUUUUGGAAAAAUUACAACUCCCCAAGAGAUUUCCAUGUACUGACAAGAAGUUGUGGUGAUCCUUAGUUUGUGGGUCGCGGUAAUUAGGAAGUCAGAGUUAACAAAUUAAACCUCUCUGU